AUGAGUUUUGAAAGCGGUACGGAACAGUCAGACGUGGAAUCGAUCGGGUCGCGCACUCACAUCUGCGAGACAGAACUAGGAUCAGACGAAGAUGAAGAAGAUAUGUACUAUUCAGGUCCAGAGGGACCGUAUAUAGAUGAACCUAUUGCAGACGAGGAAUGGCUAAACAGAAUACAACCGAGAACUAGAAGAAAUUUAAAGGAGAAACCAGGAGUUACAAAACCGCUUUGACAGGAUUGUCGAACCCGAGACUUGGUAAGUGUUCGCUCAAUUUCUCACCUUUUAUUAAAUUAUUAGCCUGAAAAAUCUUAUCGUACUAAGAUCAUACCUUGCCGAUAAAAAGAAAAGGAUAAAAGUUGUAUUCUUCAACUUAAAUACUACGUUCCUUCUUUUUAAUUUCAAAGGUGCCCAUGUGGCAAUUGUGCUCUUGAUCGGCCGCAAAAUCCAUAAUCAUGGCUAUGUUCUAAGACAAAUUGAAGGGAGCCCAGUGCCCUGAACCUGUGAAAUCAAGGAUGCCUAGCAUAAUAUUAUAAUCUCUAAGAUUUUCUUGUCGCCGUAGAGCAGAAGUUAUGUGCUAGGGGUCACCAUGUGCUGUUAGAACACAGCCCUAUCUGAGGCUAGCUAAGCCUUCUGCCCCUCUCAAGUCACUUUUUUCUUUGGGAAAAUCUUUUAUUUUUUUGGACAUCUAGGGAUAUAUAUUGUUAUCAAUAUUACUGUUAUAAUCAAGAAAAUGAUAAAUAUAGCCAUUAAAGCAACAUAUUACAUCUCUUGUUGAAGAAAUAGGAACUGGGAUAGCCCAGACUUAAUGCAAUUUUGAUUUCUUUUUUUUUUUUUUUUUUGGCUUUUGUUUUGUUUUUGUUUUGUUUUUUUCUUUUUAAUAAUCCAAACUCAAGCAGCAUUUGUAAAUUGCCUAUACGUAGCGAGAUUUACAAUUAUACAUUCAAAAAAACAAAUAAAGUUCCCAUAAUUUAUUAUUAUUAUUAUUAUUAUUACUGUUAUUGUUACAUAUUAUUAUCAUUUUAUCAGCAAUCAAGGUGGACUAAAGAUAUUUUUCCUAUUUUGCUUGCAGUAUCUGUUGUUUUUGCCCAAGAGGCAGCUGCAGCUACAGCACAGUCAUCAAGUGGAGGAAGAACAAGGAAUUGCACUGUUUGCAAAAGACCCAUGA
Molecule: messenger RNA, 1165 nt
Organism: Porites lobata
Lineage: Eukaryota; Metazoa; Cnidaria; Anthozoa; Scleractinia; Poritidae
Source: the annotation of a GenBank genome assembly